Messenger RNA from Herpailurus yagouaroundi (jaguarundi), 1929 nucleotides. RefSeq names its product Fas ligand (gene FASLG). NCBI's taxonomy places the organism in Eukaryota, Metazoa, Chordata, Mammalia, Carnivora, Felidae. The record is from RefSeq and is a predicted model, not a curated record. Gene Ontology annotation, molecular function: tumor necrosis factor receptor binding. The transcript is spliced from 4 exons. Gene Ontology annotation, biological process: extrinsic apoptotic signaling pathway via death domain receptors; apoptotic process; positive regulation of canonical NF-kappaB signal transduction. Bases 513 to 1355 code for a protein of 280 amino acids. Gene Ontology annotation, cellular component: membrane.
AAGGACAGCAGCAAGGGAGUGAGUCCCUCAUGCGAAAGGUAAGAUGUGGAAGCAAUUCCUCUGGCUGAGGCUCCGCAGUCUUGCCCUUGGGGGCCUGGACAGACCCCACUGGCUACUCUCCCUGGCGCUGGGCAGUGGACAAAGCCCACGGGGCUACACCCAGUACCACCUGCUCUCGCAGGGCCCAAGGAAGACAAGGCUCUUCUACAGGCAUCUCAGGGAACACAGCAGCAGCUGCUGGGGCCUUGCAGGCUUUCACCAGAAAAUUGUGGGCGGAAACUUCCCGGGGUUUGCUCUGAGCCGGUUUGAGGCUUCUCAGCUUCAGAUGCAAAGUAAGUGGGUGUCUCUUUGAGAAGCAGAAAGACAGAAGGAAAGAGAGAACGAGAGAGGUGUUUCCCUUGCCUAUGGAAACUCUAUAAAGACAGAGCUGAGUUUUCUUCCCUGGAGCAGUCAGAAACAGCGGUCCUGGUCUUGACAUCUUCACUGGGGGCCAGCCCGAGGAACAGGCUGCCAUGCAGCAGCCCCUGAAUUACCCAUACCCUCAAAUCUACUGGGUGGACAGCAGGGCCAGUUCUCCCUGGGGCCCUCCAGGGUCGGUCCUCCCUUGUCCAUCCUCUGUGCCAGGAAGGCCUGGACAAAGGAGGCCGCCACCGCCGCCACCACCAACACUACCACCACCGCCACCGCCACCACCACUGCCCCCACUGCCAUUGCCACCUCUGAAGACGAGGAGGGACCACAACACAGGGCUGUGUCUUCUUGUGAUGUUUUUCAUGGUUCUGGUGGCCCUGGUUGGACUGGGGCUGGGGAUGUUUCAGCUCUUCCACCUCCAGAAGGAGCUGGCUGAACUCAGAGAGUCCACCAGCCAAAAGCAUGUAGCAUCAUCUUUGGAGAAGCAAAUAGGUCAACUCAAUCCACCCUCUGAAAAAAGGGAGCUGAGAAAAGUGGCCCAUUUAACAGGCAAGCCCAACUCAAGAUCCAUCCCUCUGGAAUGGGAAGAUACAUAUGGAAUUGCCCUUGUCUCUGGGGUGAAGUAUAAGAAGGGUGGCCUUGUGAUCAAUGACACUGGGAUGUACUUUGUAUAUUCCAAAGUGAACUUCAGGGGUCAGUCCUGCAACAACCAACCCCUGAACCACAAGGUCUACAUGAGGAACUCUAAGUAUCCCCAGGACCUGGUGCUGAUGGAAGGGAAGAUGAUGAACUACUGCACUACUGGCCAGAUGUGGGCCCGCAGCAGCUACCUGGGGGCAGUAUUCAAUCUCACCAGUGCUGACCAUUUAUAUGUCAAUGUAUCUGAAUUAUCUCUGGUCAGUUUUGAGGAAUCUAAGACAUUUUUUGGCUUAUAUAAGCUCUAAGAAAAGCACUUUGGGAUUCUCUCCAUAUGGUUCCUUGUUACAGGCACUGAGAAUAUGAUCUUGAAUGAGAGUCUUCUUAAGCCCACUUGAGGUCAAGUGAGAAGACAUGAGCCAAGUAGACCUUGAGACUACAGGGUCCAGCAGGUCUACAGUUCCUCAUCUCACUGUAGAUGUCCAUCUGUCUGGUCCAUGUGCCAGACAGGAGGGGGAAUAUGACUGAAGAACAUGAGACUCUCGCUGCCAUGUGAAGAUGCAGAGGCAGGGAGAAGCAGCUACCAAGGUGUUCUACACUCAUCUUAAGUGGCCAAAAGCAUUUUGGCCCAUUGGAAAGGACAAUUAACUCACCUCUUGGGGUGAGUUUACUGUCUACCUCAGGGGAGGCUGCCUUUCAGAUAUAUGGAUGUGACAUGAGUGUAUAAGGGAUGGAAAAAGAAGACUAGGCUUGCAUGAUAAGCUAAAGAGACUAAAAGGCCAGUGUCCCAUUGGCAGCAUCUUUUUUUUUUUCAAAAUUUUUUGUAACGUUUAUUUAUUUUUGAGACAGAGAGAGACGGAGCAUGAAUGGGGGAGGGGCAGA